CACGACUUCACGUGUCAUAUAGCACGUAUACGUCGGCGAACGUCGCCUACGUUGCAGCUUGCGGAACGUCAUUAGACACGUUUCGCGAAUAUCGAGAUAACGUACGUUCUCGUAAAUCAGUACACGCAUACACGGUGUCGUGUGUCGCGGAGUCUCUCAGCCCGUUUCUCGCACUUCUUCUGUCUGCGUCAAACCACACUUGAUCAGCACUCCUGGCUGAGAGAAUUGAACGAGGGAGAACGAUGGCGCCGAAGCAGCGGAUGCGCAUCGCAAACGAGAAGGCAACGAAAAACAUCACGCUACGUGGAAACGUCCCCAAAUCUUCGAAAUCGCAAGAGGAAGGAUCUCCGGUCGGACCUUGGCUCUUAGCUCUAUUUCUCUUUGUUGUUUGUGGGUCUGCUGUAUUUCAAAUCAUCCAGAGUAUCAGAAUGGCUUGAAAAUGAGGAAAGAGAAGCUACUGUUGAUAUUAUUACAACAAACCAUUUAUCAUUCGUUAAUAUUUGAAAGAGACUGAUGAACCGUUUCAAUGUAGAUUGUAAAGAAGAUUACAGAUUACGAGAGACGGAAUAUGGCAAAAUUUAGACAACAGUUGAAAAGUCAUUUUCCUUUUGCAGAAGAAGCUCAGAGAUUUAUUUAUAACAUUUAGCAUUUAUAUAAACGUUUAACUUAACUGCGCUACACAUAGACGAAGGGAACGUGUUUGAACGUGUAAGAUAAAUGCUAUUCCAAAAAACAAUCCAUCAAAUUUAUAAAUCGAGAAAGAGAAAACUAUUUAUAUU
Molecule: messenger RNA, 779 nt
Organism: Cyphomyrmex costatus
Lineage: Eukaryota; Metazoa; Arthropoda; Insecta; Hymenoptera; Formicidae
Product: stress-associated endoplasmic reticulum protein 2
Exons: 3
Coding region: 243-437 (64 amino acids)
Biological process (GO): endoplasmic reticulum unfolded protein response
Cellular component (GO): endoplasmic reticulum
Source: RefSeq, a predicted model, not a curated record